GAAAAGUUAAAUGUGGACGAUUCACUGCAUUCAUUUGUUCUGUUGUUAUCAGAAUGAUACCUUCGGCAAUUUUUCUGUUAUGUCUAUCGUUUUCCAAUAUUUUAGGUGUUAAGAAUGAAACUUUCAUUUUGAAAUAUAAAUGGCAAAAUAUAAACUUCACCUGGCCAAGUAAAGAAGUUUACGAAGAAGCAUUGAAAACUAGAAGAUUCAUUCCAGAAAAUCCGGAAAUAAAGGGACUAAGAAUCUUCAAAGAUGAUAUGUAUUUUGCUAUACCAUUGUACAAACCUGGAAUACCUAUAACAUUAGCAAAGGCAAAUAAGGAUAACUGGGAAAAUGCUACUGUUCGACCCUUUCCUAAUUGGCAGGAAAAUGUAGAUCCAAAAAAUUGUUCGACCCUUCAAAGUGUACAGCAGGUUGAAAUUGAUAAUCGAGGUAUUCUUUGGGCCAUUGAUGGAGAAAGGCAAAGGAAUUUCACAGAUUGUCCAUGUAAACUCGUAUUGUACGAUUUGAAUCGAGGAGGAAGAAGAGUGUACACGCAUAUUUUUCCAAAUGAAGUUUGUCUUCCCGAAGGAGCAUUCCUGAACGAUAUAGUCAUAGAUGAAACUGAUGGAACCUAUGCCUACAUAUCAGAUGCUAGUGUUAUUGAUCCAGGAUUGAUAGUUUUCAGUAAAAAAUUGCUUAAGUCUUGGAAAAUAAGGGAUAAAACAAUGUAUUCUGACUUGGAAGCAUCAAAUUGGCUACUGAAUGGUGUUCUUAUGACCAAACUGGAACCUAUCGAUGGGAUAUCUUUAUCACCAAAAAUUCAUCCUCGAAGCAACGAAAAAAUGGUUUUCUACUCUGCAGUAGCUUCCUUCAAGUUGUACGGGAUCAGUACGAAUAUCCUAAAAAACGAGGAGACGUGCAGAGGGGACCAAUGGCGUAAAAAUGUUACCCUGCUAGGGAGGAGACAAUCGCAGAGUGAUGGAAUGAUUUUCAAUAAAAACGGCGAACUGUAUUAUUCACUGGUUCCCCUCAACGCAGUCGGUAUAUGGAAUUUCAGGAAACCGUUGAAUUCUUCGAGAAUCCUCGACAAGAACAAGACAUCGAUAUACGAACCCAAUGGAUUUGCAUUCGACGGUACCGAGUUAUAUCUACUGGGUAAUAGAGUUAUCUCUACACUGAAUACGACUUCUGGAAGUUAUUUGAGUUGAUAUUUAUUGAACGAUUAUGUAAUACCUAAUUGUGCAAUAAUGAUGAUUGACUGAGAAGCUUUGAUAUCAUUAAAAAUAAAUAAUUGAAAUAA
Molecule: messenger RNA, 1282 nt
Organism: Harmonia axyridis
Lineage: Eukaryota; Metazoa; Arthropoda; Insecta; Coleoptera; Coccinellidae
Product: protein yellow-like
Exons: 3
Coding region: 54-1190 (378 amino acids)
Cellular component (GO): extracellular region
Source: RefSeq, a predicted model, not a curated record